GGGAUGGCUGAGCAACCUCUCGUCAAUGUCAUCUCGGAUUUAUUUCUUCCUUAUCAUUCUUCAGAUCCCUCUUUUUAGAUGCUUGGCCUAUUUGGUUGUUCUUUGUUGAGAUCUGUUUUUCAAUUUGGAUUAGAUAAAAGAAACUGUGAAUGAGAAAGAAAGCACUGAGGAGAAGCUAUGGAAAGUCAGAACUAACGCUGCUAUCGAAUGGAUAAUGUAAUAGUGUUGUUUUUAUGAUUACUAGUUGUGAAGUUGACUUUCGGAGAUUUUAGCCAAAGCUAACUAAUCAAUCAUCUCGAGGGAUUUUUAGCAUAUUAAAAAUUUGGCCGACUGAUGAGGACUCUUACGGUUGUUCAAAAGGUUCUCCAAGGUGCAAACUAUUGUGGAACGAAGCACAAUGGUGCUCUGCAUUUGAAUCCAGUGUUAUAUCACCGUGCAGGUGAAUCCCACGGAGAGGUCUUCCCUUAUGAAUGGUGUGAAAAGUCUUUUUCAAAAUUAACAAGAUUGGCCCACUUUUUAAAAGAUGUGGAUUUAGUUGAUGGACGGCUUGUGAAUGUGAACGAUGAUUCAAUCAUCAUUGAAGAUCACAUUGAACAUAAAAUGCGUACUUUCAAGUCACUUGCGAGGAUCUUUAUUGGGUCUCCAUCAGUUCAGCUAGUGCUAAAGAAACAUGUUUCUACAUUUGGUAAACCUAGUGAAAGAGAGCCCAUGAUUGUGAAUUCGUUAACCAAAGUGAGCAACGUUUUGAAUGUUACUGCUCAACAGAGGAAGUUGGUGCGUCUAAAAAUAUGUCCACAGAUUACACAACACCGGAUAUGGACAGGUGCCAUUGAGAAAAUUUUGAAUGAAUUGAAAUCAGAGAUAGAUUUGUUGAAUUGCCAAUUCCCGAGUAAAGGAACCAAGAUGGGUGGGCAGAUAGUUUCUAGCUGCCUUAAGUUCUUGGCUGAAUCAGCUGUUUCUUAUGACCCUGAUUCUGCUUCAUGGAUGCGGCUUUCACCUGCAAAAGUUGUUGACCCUCCUUCACGCAAAUGGGACGAUGUUCUUGAGAUGUUCACAGAUCUCAUUAACUGUUUGAAGAGUGAAAAGGGUUGGCUUUAUCAUGCAACGAAGAUUGAGAUUAUGAAAGAAGGUCUGUCUCAGAUCAAAGAUGUGUUAGUUGAUAAUAGCAUUGGGUAUAAGGAUGCCAGGCACCAAGAAAGCCUGGUACAAAAGAAGCUCUCUAAGACAUUGGGACACUCAUCACAGUGUUUGUUUACACUUUUAUUGUAUUACCUUUAUGGACAGGUUAGAGAUAUUGAAGUGGAUUUGAGUGGAGCGAUUUAUGGGAAUGGUUCUGAGAAUAGGUUUACCUUGUGCAUGGGAAGAAUUCUGACUUCAAAUGAGGAGAAGAUGUUUUGGAGUGGGGUUAAGCAAUUGGACAGGGCUCUGGGGUUAUUCAAGUUUGUAUGGGAAACAGCAGGUAUGAAAGGGAUUUUGGAGUUGCAAGGCCACUUAUGGUGUGUGGGGUCUGAGGAGAGGUCGGUCACCUAUCGAGGAAAUGCUUUCCUUCUACAUGGGAUAAGUCUUGGACCAAAGAGUAUCUUAUAAAAAACUCUAUGAUAUUUUAAGGUUAUGUUGUAGGAUACUAAUUACUUCACAUUAUUGAAAUCCAGGUGCUUGUUUUAUUGAUUUAUUUGAUAUACCAUUAAUUUCAAAAAUGGUAAGCCUGUGAAGCCAUAUUGCCCAUCA
This is a messenger RNA of Theobroma cacao (cacao), 1728 nucleotides long. The record is from RefSeq and is a predicted model, not a curated record. NCBI's taxonomy places the organism in Eukaryota, Viridiplantae, Streptophyta, Magnoliopsida, Malvales, Malvaceae.